Messenger RNA from Cladocopium goreaui, 570 nucleotides. Lineage: Eukaryota; Dinophyceae; Suessiales; Symbiodiniaceae. The record is from the annotation of a GenBank genome assembly.
GUUGCCCAGCGCUUGAAAGAUGAUACGGAUGACCCAGAUUGGUCACCCGGUGGCUCGAGAGGUGAAGGGCAUGGCCGUGCCGCCUUCUGGACCAUGUGGCCUGGGGAUGCAAAGUCCGUUCCCUUGGACUCGACUGCGUAGCUCUAGAUAUUUUGCAAGGCGAAGCAAAGCCAAAGGGCGGGAGCGCUUGGUGUCUCUCGGUGCAGCAGGAUUGAUGAGUUAUUGGCUGAUGAAGCUGCUGAAGCAUUCCAUCAUCAAUGGUAUUGCCUGGUAUUUGACGGCGAUGCGUACUGGAGUUCCACCUCCACGACGAUGGAAAACCUUUCUGGCCACCUAUGCAGCGGUCUACGUGGCCAGCACACCUUUGCAGCCUUUCAAAUGGGCAACGAUCGCUGCCAUGGCUCCUGGCAUGGACCGACUCAUGACAAAGAUCGCGAGUCGUUUCAAGUGGUCCAAGCAAAGGGCUGGAGGCCUUUUGCUCCUUGUCAUUUGCUUGGUAGCUGGGAGCGUGUGGACCCUGGGCGUACUGCUUGCCUGCAGCUUCGCACAAAUUCCAUUGUGGUGAAACAA